Messenger RNA from Acanthosepion pharaonis, 1992 nucleotides. The record is from the annotation of a GenBank genome assembly. NCBI's taxonomy places the organism in Eukaryota, Metazoa, Mollusca, Cephalopoda, Sepiida, Sepiidae.
AUGCUGUUGAAAUACCAGCUUCCUUCUCCUCCUGCUUUUGAAAAGAUGUCCUCAACAGACUUCUCAGCUGAGAGAGAACUGUAUUUCAGCUUGCAAAGAAAAAAUUGGAUUUCUCAAAUUGAUGUUGUCAUUUCUAUUAGUUUAUCAGCGCCCGGUAGAGAGAGUGCCCAAAGGUUUGAUAGCAUUGAGGACUGUCCCAUUGAUACAGACAAAUUAUUGGGAGACCCUAUAUUUGUUCCAAUAAAAUUUGAUGACAAAAGCAGUGGAGCAGAAUCUGAUGAAUCCUCAAAUGAUUCCAAGAACAAAUCCACAGUAAGGUUCAGUAACCUCUCAGAGGUGCGGCAGCUUUCUGAUAUCUAUGCAGAAGAGGCGGUCAUAGCCCGGUUAUCCUACAAUGCUUCUGUACGUGCUGAGGAAGCCAGGUUACGAGCCCUUAGCAAACUUAGUCUCAAACAAGUGGCAAAGAUUGCUUUUAUAUUCUGUAUUCUGUGGUUCUUUGGGAACUUUUGCUACCAAAAGGCCCUUGAUGACACAGAAGCUUCUAUUGUGAAUGUUUUGUCUUCUACGUCCAGUUUAUUUACUCUUGUGGGUGCAGCUGUUUAUCCCAGUAACAGUGCAGAUAGAUUUACUUUGUCCAAAUUAGCUGCCGUAAUGUUCAGUAUCUGUGGGAUAACCUUGGUGAGCCUCACGGACAGCAAGUUUGAGAAGGGUAUUCCUGCUGGUAGCCUGUGGGCCCUGGGUGGUUCCUUGCUCUAUGCCGCAUAUCUGGUUGUGUUAAAAAGAAAGGCAGAUCAUGAAGACAAACUUGAUCUGCCAAUGUUUUUUGGUUUUGUUGGUUUCUUCAACACAUUGUUUCUUUGGCCAGGAUUCUUUCUACUUCAUUACAGUAAGCAGGAAAUAUUUGAAUGGCCAACUGACCAUCAAUGGAUGUUUAUAGCCAUUAAUGGUAUGAUAGGAACAGUUUUGUCAGAAAUGCUCUGGUUAUGGGGUUGCUUUCUGACUUCAUCGCUUAUUGGCACAUUAGCCUUAAGCCUCACCAUUCCACUGUCAAUGCUUGCAGAUGUGAUAAUUAAAGGAGUUAGAUCAUCAUUUUUAAAAUUUAACUGGCAAAUAUUGAUUUUUCUUUUUUUUUCUUUUUCUUCUUUUUCUUUUUCUUCUUUUUUCUUUUUCUUCUUUUUUCUUUUUCUUCUUUUUCUUCUUGUUUCUUUUUCUUCUUGUUUCUUUUUCUUCUUGUUUCUUUUUCUUCUUUUUUCUUUUUCUUCUUUUUUCUUUUUCUUCUUUUUUCUUUUUCUUCUUUUUUCUUCUUGUUUCUUUUUCUUCUUUUUUCUUUUUCUUCUUUUUCUUCUUGUUUCUUUUUCUUCUUUUUUCUUCUUUUUUCUUCUUGUUUCUUUUUCUUCUUUUUUCUUCUUGUUUCUUUUUCUUCUUUUUUCUUCGUUUCUUUUUCUUCUUUUUUCUUUGUUUCUUUUUCUUUUUUCUUCGUUUCUUUUUCUUCUUUUUUCGUUUCUUUUUCUUCUUUUUUCUUCGUUUCUUUUUCUUCUUCUUUUUUCUUCGUUUCUUUUUCUUCUUCUUUUUUCUUCGUUUCUUUUUCUUCUUCUUUUCUUCGUUUCUUUUUCUUCUUCUUUUUUCUUCGUUUCUUUUUCUUCUUCUUUUUUCUUCGUUUCUUUUUCUUCUUCUUUUUUCUUCGUUUCUUUUUUCUUUUUUCUUCUUCUUUUCUUUUUUCUUCGUUUCUUUUUCUUCUUCUUUUUUUCGUUUCUUUUUUUUUUCUUCUUUUUCUUUUUUUUUCUUUUUUUUUUCUUCUUCUUUUUUCUUCUUUUUUUCGUUUUUUCUUCUUCUUUUUUCUUCGUUUCUUUUUCUUCUUCUUUUUUUCUUCGUUUCUUUUUCUUCUUCGUUUCUUUUUCUUCUUCUUUUUUCUUCGUUUCUUUUUCUUCUUCUUUUUCUUCGUUUCUUUUUCUUCGUUUCUUUUUUCUUUUUCUUCUUUUUCUUUUAGCUUAA